Messenger RNA from Cylicocyclus nassatus, 708 nucleotides. NCBI's taxonomy places the organism in Eukaryota, Metazoa, Nematoda, Chromadorea, Rhabditida, Strongylidae. The record is from the annotation of a GenBank genome assembly.
AUGGCGUUCUUGUUCCACAAGAAACCGAUAGCCUACAGUGCUCGAACACUUGGAACCCUGCUUGAGAAGUAUAAGGGCUAUGCCGAAGAGAUCUCACCAUGCGGAAAUGAGACCAAACAGUACGAUGAACUGAACAACGCUGUAGAAUUAAUCAGCGGAGGGAUGAAGCUCAUAAAACAGAGCAGAGAUGCACUCCAAGUCUUAGUUGACAAAUUGGAGAAAGAGUUCGAUGACCUGAAAAUGAAAGGCAGUCGCAAAGAACUCGUGAGUGAAAUCGAGGACAUUGAAAAAGAAACUCAAUUCAGUGAAAAAAUCGCUGCAGCCAAUGACACGCUGUACGUGCUAGAAGCGCGACUGAAUGAGACUCGCUCAAAAGUAAAGAGAAUAGCGAGAAAACUGGACAUGCCAGUAAACACCGAAACGGUGUCCACGCCUAGCGAAAUAGCAAUGAAAGGUGUAAGCAGCGGAGAGGAAAGAGAAUUUUCUCCCAAUGCAACUGAAUGGCUAUCUGAAGACCUAUUAGUAAAUAGUGUCGCAGAGUCAGAGGACCUGAUAUGUCGAACUCUAAAGCCAAAACAACUCAAGCGAACAACCGCUACACAAGCCAUCAAAGGCCAGCCUAUCGCACUGAGAGACAAGACGCAAGAGGCAAUAGCAAUAGACCUCAAUGGCGUAACAACCAUGUUCGCGAAGCCCCAGAUAGGGUAA